CACAACGGGGGCUCGGGGGCUGUGCGGGUGCCACGGGGGGCCCCGGGGCUGUGGAGGGGGCCAUGUCGACGCUGGCCCCCCUGCGUCUGCUGCGCGAGCCCUCGAAUGCCAGCGAGGGCAACCAGAGCAACGCCACGGUCGGGGCCAGCGGUGGCUGGUGCCAGGGGCUGGACAUUCCCAACGAGCUGUUCCUGGCACUGGGGCUGGUGAGCCUGGUGGAGAACCUGCUGGUGGUGGCCGCCAUCCUGAAGAACAGGAACCUGCACUCGCCCACCUACUACUUCAUCUGCUGCCUGGCGGUGUCUGACAUGCUGGUGAGCAUCAGCAACCUGGCGGAGAUGCUCUUCAUGCUGCUGCUGGAGCACGGCGUGCUGGUGAUGCGCCCCAGCAUUGUGCGCCACAUGGACAGCGUCAUCGACAUGCUCAUCUGCAGCUCCGUCGUGUCUUCCCUCUCCUUCCUGGGGGUCAUCGCCAUUGACCGCUACAUCACCAUCUUCUAUGCCCUGCGCUACCACAGCAUCAUGACACUGCAGCGGGCCGUGGUCACCAUGGCCAGCGUCUGGCUGGCCAGCACUGUCUCCAGCACCGUCUUGAUCACCUACUACCGCAGCAACACCAUCCUCCUCUGCCUCAUCGGCUUCUUCCUCUUCAUGCUGGUCCUCAUGCUGGUGCUCUACAUCCACAUGUUCGCCCUGGCCCGCCACCACCUCCACAGCAUCUCCAGCCAGCAGAAGCCACCCACUGCCCACCGCGGUGGCAGCCUGAAGGGUGCCGUCACCCUCACCAUCCUCCUGGGCGUCUUCUUUAUCUGCUGGGGGCCCUUCUUCUUCCACCUCAUCCUCAUCGUCACUUGUCCCACCAACCCCUUCUGCACCUGCUUCUUCAGCUACUUCAACCUCUUCCUCAUCCUCAUCAUCUGUAACUCGGUGAUUGACCCCCUCAUCUACGCCUUCCGGAGCCAGGAGCUCCGGCGGACGCUGCGGGAGGUGGUGACGUGCUCCUGGGACCGGCUGGGCGGCGGGAGGCUGGACCCCACGCGGGGGACAAAGGGCCCAUCACCGUCGCCUUUGUUCUCGGGCCGCGCCCGCCGCCGCCCACCUCCUCACUGGCACCGGCACUGUUCCCGGUCCCGCGGGGGCCACCGGCGACCCUGGGACCCCCAGGGCGGCCCUCCCGUACCCCGUCCCUAUCCCUCCCCAUUCCGGGACGCGGCUGGGAGGGGUGUCCCUUGUGUGUCCCCCCCCGCCCCGCCGCCCCCGCCGCUCCGGGACGCUCCCGCCGACGCAGGGUGGUCCCGGGGUCCUCGCACGGAUCCCGGGGUGCCCCCGCUGGCGGUGGGUGCGGGGGGUGCCCCCCGGCCGUGCCCCCCGCGGGUGCCGUGGUCCCCGUUCCGCCGCGGCGGGGCGUGGCCGCGGGCGGGGCCGGGCGGGGCGUGGCGGGCGGUGCCGGUGCCGCAGGGCUGUUGCGGCGCUGCGGCGGCGGCCGCUGAUUGGCUGCGGGCGGCGGUGACGUCAGCGGCCGGCCCGGUGCGGCGGCGGGAGCCUAUAAAGGAUGCGGCGGCGGCCGCGCCGCCCCCCGCGCUCCCGGUGCCGCUCCGCUCCGGUGCCGCUCCGCUCCCGGCCCCAGCCCGCUCCCGUCCCGCUCCGCUCCGGCCCGGCCGCACCAUGAGGGAGAUCGUCCACAUCCAGGCGGGGCAAUGCGGCAACCAGAUCGGCGCCAAGUUCUGGGAGGUGAUCAGCGACGAACACGGCAUCGACCCCAGCGGCAACUACGUGGGGGACUCGGACCUGCAGCUUGAACGCAUCAGCGUCUACUACAAUGAGGCCUCUUCUCACAAGUACGUGCCUCGCGCCAUCCUGGUGGAUCUGGAGCCGGGGACGAUGGACAGCGUGCGCUCGGGUGCCUUUGGCCACCUCUUCCGCCCUGACAACUUCAUCUUUGGGCAGAGCGGUGCUGGGAACAACUGGGCAAAGGGGCACUACACAGAGGGGGCCGAGCUGGUGGACUCGGUGCUGGAUGUGGUGCGGAAGGAGUGUGAGAACUGCGACUGCCUGCAGGGCUUCCAGCUGACCCACUCGCUGGGCGGGGGCACCGGCUCGGGCAUGGGCACCCUGCUCAUCAGCAAGGUGCGGGAGGAGUACCCCGACCGCAUCAUGAACACCUUCAGCGUGGUGCCGUCCCCCAAGGUGUCGGACACGGUGGUGGAGCCCUACAACGCCACGCUCUCCAUCCACCAGCUGGUGGAGAACACGGAUGAGACGUACUGCAUCGACAACGAGGCGCUCUACGACAUCUGCUUCCGCACCCUCAAACUGGCCACCCCCACCUAUGGCGACCUCAACCACCUGGUGUCGGCCACCAUGAGCGGCGUCACCACCUCCCUGCGCUUCCCCGGCCAGCUCAACGCUGACCUCCGCAAGCUGGCCGUCAACAUGGUGCCCUUCCCGCGGCUGCACUUCUUCAUGCCCGGCUUUGCCCCGCUGACGGCGCGUGGCAGCCAGCAGUACCGCGCCCUCACCGUGCCCGAGCUCACCCAGCAGAUGUUUGAUGCCAAGAACAUGAUGGCAGCCUGCGACCCCCGCCAUGGCCGCUACCUCACCGUGGCCACUGUCUUCCGUGGCCGCAUGUCCAUGAAGGAGGUGGAUGAACAGAUGUUGGCCAUCCAGAGCAAGAACAGCUCCUACUUUGUGGAGUGGAUCCCCAACAAUGUCAAGGUGGCCGUGUGUGACAUCCCGCCGCGGGGGCUGAAGAUGUCCUCCACCUUCAUCGGGAACAGCACAGCCAUCCAGGAGCUCUUCAAGCGCAUCUCGGAGCAGUUCACAGCCAUGUUCCGCCGCAAAGCCUUCCUGCACUGGUACACGGGCGAGGGGAUGGACGAGAUGGAGUUCACUGAGGCCGAGAGCAACAUGAAUGACCUGGUGUCCGAGUACCAGCAGUACCAGGACGCCACAGCUGAGGAGGAGGGUGAAAUGUACGAGGACGACGAGGAGGAGUCGGAGGCGCAGGGCGCCAAGUGACGCCCGACGCCGCCCCCCAACAGUGCCCGCAGCCCCCCCGGCUUUGCGCUGCUGCACCCUCCAGGUGCUGCUCCCCCUGCCAUCCCCUCAGUGUCUCCUGGCCCCAUCCCCCCUGAGCCGGCUCGGCCCCUUGCCCCCCUUCCUACCUCCCACCUUUUCAUUUUUUACUGGUUUGUGUCUUAUUAUUUUUUUUGAAUACUUAAUAAAUUUAUUGCU
Poecile atricapillus (Black-capped chickadee) is the source of this 3233-nucleotide messenger RNA. It is a transcript of the gene TUBB3, whose product is annotated as tubulin beta 3 class III. The transcript is spliced from 5 exons. Gene Ontology annotation, cellular component: microtubule; membrane; cytoplasm. Gene Ontology annotation, biological process: microtubule cytoskeleton organization; mitotic cell cycle; axon guidance. The record is from RefSeq and is a predicted model, not a curated record. Gene Ontology annotation, molecular function: GTPase activity; structural constituent of cytoskeleton; G protein-coupled receptor activity. The coding region runs from base 63 to 3017 and encodes 984 amino acids. Lineage: Eukaryota; Metazoa; Chordata; Aves; Passeriformes; Paridae.